Salvelinus namaycush (lake trout) is the source of this 2001-nucleotide messenger RNA. Its product is annotated as leucine-rich repeat-containing protein 4-like. The transcript is spliced from 2 exons. Gene Ontology annotation, biological process: postsynaptic density protein 95 clustering; excitatory synapse assembly; synaptic membrane adhesion. Lineage: Eukaryota; Metazoa; Chordata; Actinopteri; Salmoniformes; Salmonidae. The record is from RefSeq and is a predicted model, not a curated record. Gene Ontology annotation, cellular component: postsynaptic density membrane; glutamatergic synapse; plasma membrane. Gene Ontology annotation, molecular function: protein binding. The coding region runs from base 1 to 2001 and encodes 666 amino acids.
AUGAGUACUGUGGGCCGGGUUUCUCUGCAGCCCACCUGGAACGCAGCCCUGCUCGCCCUGCUAGCCCUCACCAUGGUGCCAGCUCUCAGUGUGUGCCAGCCUGCCGGCCUGGGUCCUCCCCCCAACCCCCAGAACUGUCCGGUGGUGUGCUCCUGUACCAACCAGAUUGGUAAGGUGGUGUGUACACGCCGUGGCCUGGUCAGGGUGCCCCCCGGGAUCCCCACCAACACCAGAUACCUCAACCUGAUGGAGAACAGCAUCGAGACCAUCCAGGCUGACACCUUCAGAAACCUACACCAUCUGGAGGUGCUGCAGCUGGGCAGGAACGCCAUCAGGCAGAUCGAGGUGGGGGCCUUCAACGGCCUGGCCAGCCUCAACACCCUGGAGCUGUUUGACAACAGACUGACGGGGAUCCCCAGCGGGGCUUUUGAGUACCUGUCCAAGCUGAGGGAGCUGUGGCUGAGGAACAACCCCAUCGAAAGCAUCCCCUCCUAUGCCUUCAACAGGGUGCCCUCUCUGAUGAGGCUGGACCUAGGGGAGCUCAGGAGGCUAGAGUACAUCUCUGACGGGGCCUUUGAGGGCCUGCAGAACCUCAAGUACCUGAACCUAGGGAUGUGUAACCUCAGGGAGAUGCCUGUCCUGUCUCCCCUGACUGGCCUGGAGGAGCUGGAGAUGUCUGAAAACACUUUCCCUGAGAUGAAGCCCGGCUCUUUCCGCGGCCUGCGCUCGCUACAGAAACUCUGGAUCAUGAACUCUGGGAUCACCGUGAUCGCGAGGAACGCCUUCGAUGACAUCACAGCACUGGUGGAGCUGAAUCUAGCCCAUAAUAACCUGUCAUCUCUACCACACGACCUCUUUUCCCCGCUGCAGUACCUGGUGGAGCUCCAUCUCCACCACAACCCUUGGAGGUGUGACUGUGACGUGGUCUGGCUGUCCUGGUGGCUCAGGGAGUACAUCCCCACUAACUCCACCUGCUGCGGCCGCUGCCACUCCCCUGCCCACAUGAGAGGACGAUACCUGGUGGAGGUGGACCAGACCACAUUCCAGUGCUCUGCUCCCUUCAUCCUGGAUGCUCCAAGGGACCUCAACAUCUCUGCAGAGAGAGUGGCUGAGCUCAAGUGUCUUACGGCCGCCAUGUCAUCGGUCCGAUGGCUGCUUCCUAACGGGACCGUUCUGACCCACGGAUCGUCUCACCCUCGGAUCUCUGUCCUCAAUGAUGGAACGCUCAACUUCUCCAACGUUUUGCCGUCGGACAAGGGUGUCUAUACUUGCAUGGUGACUAACAUGGCAGGUAACUCCAACGCCUCAGCCUACCUGAAUGUAAGCAGUGCCGAGCUCAACACCUCCAACCUGUCCUAUUUCACUACAGUGACUGUGGAGGUGCUGGAGCCCACCGUAGAAGAGACCCCCAAACCCAAACCCACAGUCCCAGCCUCGCCCUCCGUGUUCCAGCCCGUCUUCAUCUCCACGCCCACCAUGCUGCUCCAGAGCACCCAGACCCCCCGCCAGGUGUCUCUCCCCACAGCCCGUGGCCCCACCCACCCCUCCGCCAGCCUGGACGAGGUCGUGAAGACAACCAAGAUCAUCAUUGGCUGCUUCGUUGCCGUGACGCUCCUUGCCGCUGCCAUGUUGAUCGCCUUCUACAAGCUGCGUAAGCGGCACCAGCAGCGGAGCACGGUGGCGGUGGCGCGGACCAUCGAGAUCAUCCAAAUGGACGAGGAGGUUCCCGAGGUUCCACCGGCCAGGUCAGGUUCUAGCGAGUCUGAGGACACGGGGCUGGCUCUGCCCACCAUCUUAAAAACAAGAUACAUCUCAUCAUCCUCAUACAGAGCUGCCUACGGGGCUCACUGGACCCAUAACAACCUGGGAAACUCCCUGCACCGUUCCUCCAGCCGCCAGCAUCAUCAGCAGCACCACCACAGCCUCAUCAGCACCAUCGCAGAGCCCUACGUCAUUAAGACCACUCACACCAAGGAGAAGGUCCAGGAGACCCAGAUCUAA